GAUAUGAUUGAGGGUAGCCCACACUCAAUAAGUCUAUAUAUACCAUUCAUCGUCUAUCUUAUUUAAGCACAACUCAACAAGAUACAAAUAACAAGGUUAUGUAAUUCCAUGCCUUGUAACUAAACAACCUUCCUCCCUCCCUCCUGUCACACCACACUGUCGUCAUGGCUGACCGGAAAUCCGAAGAAAAUGGUGUCUCGGUUAAGUCCAAAGAACUCAUCACCGACUUCGAUCCACCAAAACCACCAAAGAGGAACAAGUACGCUUUCGCUUGUGCCAUGUUGGCUUCCAUGACUUCGGUCUUGCUCGGUUAUGAUAUUGGUGUGAUGAGUGGGGCGCAAAAAUACAUAGAAAGAGAUCUUGAUUGUACUGACACUCAAAUAGAGAUUCUAGUCGGCAUUCUAAACCUGUACUCGUUGGUCGGCUCAGCCGCCGCUGGCAGAACUUCCGACUGGAUUGGCCGUCGCUACACCAUCGUCUUGGCCGGAGCUAUUUUCUUUGUCGGAGCAAUCUUGAUGGGGUUCGCUACUAACUACGCGUUUCUCAUGGUUGGUCGGUUCGUAGCCGGUAUCGGUGUCGGAUACGCCCUUAUGAUAGCGCCGGUGUACACCGCCGAGGUUUCGCCGGCGUCGGCACGUGGGUUCCUCACCUCCUUCCCGGAAGUCUUCAUUAACGCUGGAAUAUUGCUCGGGUACGUGUCGAAUUACGCCUUCUCAAAGCUUCCGCUUCACUUGGGUUGGCGAUUUAUGCUAGGAGUGGGAGCGAUCCCAUCGAUAUUCCUAGCGUUGGGCGUCCUUGGCAUGCCUGAGUCACCGCGGUGGCUCGUCAUGCAAGGACGACUAGGUGAUGCUAAAAAAGUCCUUGAUAAGACCUCUGAUAGCUUAGAAGAAUCUAAGCUUCGGUUGGCUGACAUCAAGGAAGCUGCUGGCAUCCCCGAAGACUGUAACGAUGAUGUUGUCCAAGUGUCAAAGCGAAGCCACGGUGAAGGCAUAUGGAAGGAGCUGUUAAUCCACCCGACACCAACUGUCCGCCACAUCUUACUUGCGGCUGUAGGUAUCCAUUUUUUCCAACAAGCGAGUGGUAUAGAUGCGGUUGUGUUAUACAGUCCGAGAAUCUUUGAGAAGGCGGGGAUCGUUAAGGACACCCCACAAUUACUUGCAACCAUAGCCGUUGGGUUCGUGAAAACAGUGUUUAUUCUGGUGGCCACGUUCUUCCUCGACAAAGUCGGACGUCGUCCACUUUUAUUAGCUAGUGUAGGCGGCAUGAUCGCAUCGUUAACGACAUUAGGGUUCGCAUUGACCAUCAUAGAUCACUCGGAUGACAAGAUCACAUGGGCUAUAGCUCUCUGUUUUAUCGGGAUCCUAUCCUAUGUGGCGUUUUUUUCAAUCGGGAUGGGACCAAUCACUUGGGUCUAUAGCUCGGAGAUAUUUCCGUUAAGGCUUCGAGCCCAAGGGUGUAGCAUGGGGGUGGCAAUGAACAGAGUGGUGAGUGGUACGAUCGGAAUGACAUUUAUAUCCUUGUACAAGGCGAUUAGCAUCGGCGGGGCUUUUUUUGUAUUCACGGGUGUCGCAGCGGUAGGGUUCGUCUUCUUUUAUACCCUAUAUCCUGAAACAAGAGGAAAAAACCUUGAAGAAGUAGAGAAGGUGUUUGGGACCUUUUUUAGCUGGAGAUCAAGGCAAGCAGAAUUGGAUAGGCAAAAAGAAGCAGUUGUUGCUGAGAAGUAAUUUUAGGGUUUAGGGUAUAGGGUUUACGAUUAUAGCUAUUAUGUUUUUACAAGAAAAAAUGAUAUAAGUGUAAUAUUGUUACCGUAUACAAUAUAAAUGUAAUAAUAAUAACACUGUUUAUGUUUCGAUGCCUU
Molecule: messenger RNA, 1858 nt
Organism: Helianthus annuus (common sunflower)
Lineage: Eukaryota; Viridiplantae; Streptophyta; Magnoliopsida; Asterales; Asteraceae
Product: polyol transporter 5
Exons: 3
Coding region: 165-1724 (519 amino acids)
Biological process (GO): transmembrane transport
Cellular component (GO): membrane
Molecular function (GO): carbohydrate:proton symporter activity
Source: RefSeq, a predicted model, not a curated record